AUGUCAGUUCCUAAAACCAUAACCUUCAUGAGUGUCUUUGUUGCAACAACAACACUACUCGCGUCUUGUAACGCAGCCGCAAACAACACAGAGCCACCGCUCUUCCCAGCGAUUUUAGUCUUCGGCGAUUCAACCGUUGACACAGGCAACAACAAUUACCCCUCAAGCACAAUCUUCAGGGCUACAAAUUUUCCUUACGGCAUUGAUCUCCCAGACCACAAAGCUACCGGAAGAUUCUCAAACGGAAAACUAAUCCCCGACAUGCUCGCUGCCAAAUUUAACAUCAAACAGUUUAUUCCUCCUUUCUUACAACCAAACCUCUCCGACCAAGAGAUUGUAACCGGAGUCUGUUUUGCAUCAGCCGGUGCGGGUUACGAUGACAGAACCAGUCUCGCGUCUAGGGCGGUUCGUGUCUCGGAACAACCUAAGAUGUUCAAGAGUUACAUUGCUCGUCUCAAAGGUAUCGUAGGAGACAAGAAAGCCAUGGAGAUCGUAAAUAAUGCUUUGGUGAUUGUGAGUGCAGGGCCUAACGAUUUCAUCUUUAAUUAUUACGAUAUUCCUUCAAGACGUCUUGAGUAUCCCCACAUUUCUGAUUACCAAGACUUCAUACUUACGAGGCUUGACAGUUUCGUCCGGGAGCUUUACAGUUUAGGUUGCCGGAAUAUUAUGGUUGGAGGUUUACCGCCGAUGGGUUGUUUACCGAUACAAAUGACUGCUAAGGUCGGUGACAUCCUAAGGUUAUGCUUGGAACAAGAUAAUAGAGACUCUGUUUUAUACAAUCAGAAACUUCAGAAGCUGUUACCUCAGAUCGAAGCAUCUCUUACAGGAAGCAAGAUCCUUUACUCCAAUGUCUAUGACCCUACAAUCGACAUGAUUCAGAACCCUAGCAAAUACGGGUUUAAAGAGACGAAUAGAGGAUGUUGUGGAACAGGGUAUUUCGAGACGAGCUUCGUCUGUAAUGCUUUAUCUUCGUUGUGUGGGAAUCACUCGGAGUUUUUGUUCUUCGACUCGAUUCAUCCAUCAGAAGCUACUUAUAACUACAUCGCUAAUUUGGCCGAUAAGCAUAUCCGUGAGUCGCUUGCUGCCUAA
Thlaspi arvense is the source of this 1089-nucleotide messenger RNA. The record is from the annotation of a GenBank genome assembly. Lineage: Eukaryota; Viridiplantae; Streptophyta; Magnoliopsida; Brassicales; Brassicaceae.